AUGCCUAAUAUCGAAACCAGUAGGGGCGACCUAAUUGAUUUUGAUAUAAGUGAUAAAUCAAGUUGCCCCAAAUCACAACAUCCGCCGGUUGAGGAAGAACCAGAUUAUUUGGAGCAGUCGGAAGAAAUAGAUCAAUGCCCGUCCUAUGCACGUGCAUUUCGUGAAAAUACAAAAACAGGUAAGAAAUCUGCCAUUAAUUCUCAAACAUCCAGUCGUACUAGACGUGCUAUUCGAACUCCCGAACAUUUGAAAGAUUACAUUUGCGUAGUGAAAAUGAAUACUCAACAACUCUAUCAUGAUCAUGAUGAACGCAGCCAGUACACAUGUGAUACGUGUGGAAAAAGUUACAGCAGCAAAAGUAACGUGAAAAAACAUAUCCAUGAAAAGCACAAUAAAUAUCUGGAGUACUAUGCUUGUACAGAGAAGUGUGACGGGCGCUUCGUAAGACGUUCAUAUCUGUCGCAACAUCUGAAGAAACAUCAUGGAUUGUCUGAUACUAAAUCAAAAAGGCGGAGUCGACGUGUAAGAAAAGUUUCACGCAGUGCGGAUAACUAUUAUAUUGAUAUCAGUGAUGGAGAAAGCUUUUUUUGA
This is a messenger RNA of Mercenaria mercenaria, 591 nucleotides long. RefSeq names its product zinc finger protein draculin-like. The transcript has a single exon. Lineage: Eukaryota; Metazoa; Mollusca; Bivalvia; Venerida; Veneridae. Bases 1 to 591 code for a protein of 196 amino acids. The record is from RefSeq and is a predicted model, not a curated record.